CUAAUUUAGCGAAAUAUUGGCCUUUGACCUGGAAAAUGUGAAAAAUAGAAAAUUGUAAAUGAUUGUCAUCUUAUAAAGACACAAGUUCUUCAUCAUUGAUGCUAUCUAGUUGUUGCUACUGCUCAUAUAAAUGGCUACCCCACUAAAGCAAUGGGAGAUGAAUGCAAGGACACCGCUCUCUCAGAGUAACAGCUCUAGAUCUGGAGUCAACAGCUCAGUACCCACUUCUACCAGUAGCACGGCCCCUCCCACUCUCCCACCAAGAACAGCAAAUAGUUACUCCUCUACCUACCCACCAUCUUAUGGAUCUGGAUUUGGUGGCGUUGGUGGCUAUGGCACUGGCGUUGGUGGUUAUGGUACUGGAUAUAGUGGCUAUGGUACUGGCGUUGGUGGCUAUGGUACUGGCGUUGGUGGCUAUGGUACUGGAUAUAGUGGACUUGGCUAUCGUCCAUAUGGAGGGAUGUACGGUGGGGGUGGAGGAUUUGGACUCGGUGGAAUGUACGGAGACGAGAGUUCACAGUUCAUGCGACAGGCAGAGGAGACCACCAGAGCUGCAUUCAGCUCAGUGGGGUCAGUAGUUGGAGCCGUUUCCUCGGUGUCCAUGAUGUUGGAGUCAACAUACUUUGCUGUGCACAGCUGCUUCAGGGCUGUUCUCGGUGUAGCACAGCACUUCACCAGAUUGAAGAACCAAGUGUGGGAUAUCCUGGCUGCCAUAGCUGUAUUGAGGCGACUGCAACAAUGGCUGAGGUACCUACUGAGACUGUUUAGGCUACGUCGUCACUCAGAGGGAGAGGACGCUUGGGACGAGGUGUCUCUGGCACAGGAGAGUAGCCUGAGACUGGCACAUGCUGGGCACACAGCACCUGGGGGCAAUGCAAGGGUGUGGCCAGCUGUCAUAUUCUUUGCUAUUGUGUUUGGUGUGCCCUGGUUGCUAUGGAAACUUCUCUCUGCCAUUGCACGUCAUGAGGAGACCACUCAGCAGGAAAACCCACCACAAGAACAGCAAUGGUCCGGAGAUAAUGGUGACCAGCCAUUGGUCGCCAAAGCUCUAUACGACUUCACAGCCUCACGGAGUGAUGAGCUGAGCUUUGCAGCUGGUGAUGAACUAGUACUAGCUCCUAGACAACUGCAGACUGGAGGGGACUGGCUACUGGUAGGAAGGAACAGGAGAUCAGGGAUGGUUCCUAGAACCUAUGUUCAAGUGGUUCGAUCCUCCACCUCAUCACCUGGAACCAACCAGACCUCAGGACAGCAGCUGUUGCAAGACGAACAAAACUUAUCAAAUGACUGAUUAGCCUAUAAUUAUAUAGUUUAAAAUUAUAACCCAUGCAACUUUUUUUUUCUGCGUGUAGUUUAUGGAACUCAAUUUUUGAUUGA
Molecule: messenger RNA, 1377 nt
Organism: Halichondria panicea
Lineage: Eukaryota; Metazoa; Porifera; Demospongiae; Suberitida; Halichondriidae
Product: peroxisomal membrane protein PEX13-like
Exons: 11
Coding region: 131-1291 (386 amino acids)
Biological process (GO): protein import into peroxisome matrix, docking
Cellular component (GO): peroxisome; peroxisomal membrane; peroxisomal importomer complex
Molecular function (GO): protein binding
Source: RefSeq, a predicted model, not a curated record